Molecule: messenger RNA, 7552 nt
Organism: Mytilus californianus (California mussel)
Lineage: Eukaryota; Metazoa; Mollusca; Bivalvia; Mytilida; Mytilidae
Product: caspase recruitment domain-containing protein 14-like
Exons: 26
Coding region: 267-3170 (967 amino acids)
Biological process (GO): regulation of apoptotic process
Source: RefSeq, a predicted model, not a curated record
AUUUAAAUAUGAUGUUUACAAUUUUUAUUGGUGCAUUGUUGAAGAGGGUUUAACUUCCCGGCUCAUUGAUGUUUGUUCAAAUAGCCCGUCAUACCAGGAAGUAUAAUUCUACUGGUAGGUUAGGAAGUAAGUGGGUCAAGAUUUGCAAUGUAUUACAUGUGUUACAGUUUGUGAAUUGUGUAAGGGAAGAUGUAUGAAAAGUGUUACAUGGCAAAAGCAUAAAAAAAUCCAGGAUUUAAGAGACGCAUAUAUAUAAUUCAUAAAAAAUGUCAGCAUCAGAAGAGGAUGAUAGUAUUUAUGACAAGUUGAUUGAGCCGAAUCGUUACAGGAUAGUCAAAUAUUUUGAUCCUUUUGUUGUAUUUGAUAUAAUGAGGUCAAAGGGUGUUUUUACGAUGGAUGACCAAGAAAGAGUAAUGAACAUGUACCCGCCAACAAGAAGGGCAAGGGCAGGACAGUUUCUGGAUAUUUUACAAACCAAGGGGGAUAAUGGUGUCAAGAUAUUUAUAGAAGUUUUAGAGUAUGACUACCCACAUGUAUACAAACUGAUUACCAAUAAGGAUGCUAAAGAACCUCCUAGAACUUUUAAACAACACAGAGAAUCCAUAAGAUCCAAAUGGAUAGACAAAACAGGAGAAUUAGUAGAUAUGAUCAAGAAUCAGUUUAUGGAAAAUGUUAAUCUCAGGGAAAACUUAGAAGAUCUCAAGGCUGUAGUCACAUUAAAUCAAGAAAAUAUCCAGGCUUCAGAGAAUGAAAGCAAUGAACUACGAGAUAAGAUGCGGAUAAUAUCUGGAGAAAAUGAUGAAUUGAAAGAACAGAAUAGUUCUUUGUUAAGAGAGAGAGAUAGAUUAAAAGAUGACAAUUUAAAGAUACAGAAAGAAUGUAUAGAAUAUUUUAAAGAGAGAGACUUGUAUAAAGAUAGAAUCAGACAUAUACAACAGGAAAAAGACUACAUAGAACAAGAGAUUAAUAAUUUGAAGGAACAUAUAAAACAGCUUAAAAUUGAAUUAAAACUUAACAGAACAGAUGUUAGAACACAAAAGUUUGAAAAAAUACAGAACAGACUGCAGGAGAUCAAAACGGAACAAGAUACGUUAUCAAGAACAGAAAUGGAGAAACAGAUUUUAAGAGAUGAACUAGCAGAAACUCAAGUUAAAGUAGAGGAACUGGUUGAAGAAAUGGAUAAUUUGCGUGUAGAAUUAGACAAGUCUCAGGCUGAUUGUAGUAAGCUGAGAGAGAAGAUUGAAAGAGAGAAAAAAGAGAGAACUCAGCUUGAACAAUGGCGUCAGGAAAAAGACAAAACAAUAGAAAACUAUUUCGAAAGAAUAGGAGAACUGGAAUUAGAUAAACAAAAUUUGGAAGGGGAAAGAAAUCGAGAACAACAGAAAAACCGAGAGUUAGAUCUAAAGAUUUCUAAGUUGUUCAGUGAAAAACACCAAUGGCAGCAAUCAGUAGAAACAUACAGACAAGAAAUAUCAGAGCUUAAAAAAAGAAAAUCUAUGUUUGGUAAUUUGGGUCAAACUCCAUGUGUCUGUACACAUCAACAUAUUAGGAAUGAGGAAGUACCCACUCCACCAGGAGGUCCUGUAUCUGGUGAAGUUGUAACAGAACAACCUGGAUUAUGCUGUCCACCAGUUCCAUGCAGAUUAAUAAGUGAAGGUGCAUCAAAUAAAUCAAGUGAAUCAUCAGAAGAUUUAACUGAGUGUAUACAGCUUGAGGUUGCCCUUGAUACUUUACCAUGGACAAUAGAUCAGUGUGCUGGUCGGCCUGUAUCUGGCCCGUUUAUAAGAUCUGGUAGUUAUGAAGAUACAAGAGAGAAAUGGACAGUGAAAAUGAAAAUGCCGCUGUUAGAUAAAAUGACAAUAUGUGGGGGAAACUUUACUGGAAUAUUUGUAGAAAAGACAAAAAAGAAGGAAAAUGUUCUGAAACCAGGAGAUAAAAUUGAAUCUAUGUGUAAAAUUACAGAAGAGUAUGAGCAACAAGAUCGCACCUCUUUUGAUGGUUUUACUCAAAGUCAGGCUAAAGAGAAACUUUCCUUCAAACAUCAUUCAGAUGAAAUGGAGGUCACAUUUAGAAGAAGAAAAAUCAAUAACACUCCAGAAUUUGAUUGUGCAAAGCUUUGGAUGGCAGAUGCAAAGAAUUCAAAAAGAGGAGACUAUUUCUAUGUCAGAGCUAACAGUCCAUACAAUCCAGAUGGAUCGCCAGGCUUACCCAAACAUAAAAUACAGACUGGUGACAUAUUUCUUGUACAAGACACUUGUCCUGUUACUGCUGGUGAAUGGCAGGCACUGAAGUUUGACAAGAAACGUGGUGACUGGGGACCACUUUGUCAGUCUAUACCGGAUAGUAAUCAUUCGAGGAGACAGCUUUUGAUGAAUAGACAACAAUCAUCUGAUCCAAAACAAGGGAGACAUAGAGCAUUUAAAAAGAGAAGUUUAUACACCAAUGUGUUCCCAAUGAAAGCUACCAGUAAGUUACCAGUAUGGAUGGUUGGACCUCAGGAUGUUGUGUUAGCUAUUCAAAACCUCAUGUGUCUGCAUUAUCCUGCAGAGUUUGUAACAGCACAAACAGGUCAGGUUAGAAUGAAAAGUAAUUUCCAGCAGGUAAUGGCUGGAGUCAGGAUGCAGGAUAAACAUGUUUUAAUGCACAUAAAUACCCAGUCGUCAACAGACAGGAUAGGAAUACUGCUGUUAUUUAGCAUUCUGAGCACAGACAAACAGAAACUUAGUGAAAUCUUAAAGAAGAAUGUGACUCCUGAUGCUACGACCAUAAAUGAAGAAAUAUUAAGACAACAAGGAUUAGAUAUAGGAGAAGUAAAAAUUCCAUGUAAUGGGGUAAAAGAUGAAACAACGCUAGUAGAUACAGUGUAUAAUAAAAUAAACAAUAUGCAAAAACAGAUUCUGUGGUUGUGUGAAAAUAGAUUGAGGAAGUAUAAACCAGACGUUCUUAGGGACUACAAAUGUUUCUUCACCGAGAGUAAUUUCUCCAUGGCGUACUCGAGGUUUAACUCAUCACAGGAUGAGCAGUCAAAUACAGGGCAAGAAACCAUGUCAAAUACUGGGCAGGAAACCAGUUCUAAUACUGGUAAAGAAGAACCAUUUCGAGUCAGACAUGACAGUAUUGCAUUAGACAGGGAUGUUUGUAAUUCAUGGGCAGAAGAAGAUCAUUGCUGAGUUUUAAUUCAUCUUAGAUUUUUUGAAUGACUGAAACUAACUGUGAUACAUUGACAUUGUAUGAAAACCAUAUAGAGGUAUCUUUCAUUAUACUGCCAUAUGUUGAUAAGCAGUUAAAAUCUGUGAUGUAUAAUGGUACAUUUAGGUUGACCUUGACAUUCAUUGAAUAUGUGACAGAAAUGUAUGAUGGCAUUUAGCAUUCAAGAAAAAAUUGCACAAGGUCAGAACAAGAAAAUAUGUCACUACAAAGUCCACAUAAUCUUCUAUUUUGAUAUUUUAGAGGAUUUGAUAAUUAAAGAACAAAUGUUAUUUUAUAGAUAUUGUGUGAAAUUUUUUAUGAAGUAUUCCUCGAACAGCAUUUUGUACAGAAUAAAAGGAUUUUUUAUAAACUGCAUUUAAUUCAAGAUUUGAUUCAUUCAAAUGUUUUAAAUUUUGGUGCUAGCACUUGAAGAGGUUCACAAAACCUCCAUCAUCUUGUCAUUCGCUCAUCCUUGUCACUUGCCAAGAAAUAAUAAAUAGAAAUUUAGUUAUAUAAAAGUGCAAUCCGUGAUGAAAUAUUUUUAGCCUAUUUCAACUCUUAAGGUAAAAUCUUUGUUUAGCUGUUAAAUUACAAAUGAGAAUUAUAGAUCACAUUGACCUUUUUUUUAAAAAUUUUUCUGAAAGAAUCUGUUAUCCAAAUAUGUUGAUGACAAUGAUUUGUUUGCACCAUCUGUAUGGAGACACACUAACAAUGUGCCAGAGGAAUUUCAUAAGUACUAUAAUGAACUUCUUUUUUUUUCCAUAGGAUCCAUCUAUGUUUUCUUUUUUUGGACGAUAUCAUAAAAUUUCAAGCCUCUAAUUACAUUAAAUUGCGAAAUGCUAAUGCAGCAGUAGUUAAAUGAAACCAUAACUCAGAAUAAGAAACAUUGGCUGUUUAUAAAUACUUGAAUUAUACAAGCGGAGAAGUCAGUCGCAGGGAUUAUGUUUGUGUCUUAAAAUACAAGUUUCAGGCUUUAAUAUGAUUAUGUUGCCUGACUGUAAAUAGUUUUAUGUUUUGUUAUUAUACCUUUUCAAAAAUUGGCGCAAAUGUAUACUUUAUUUUUGACGCAAAUGAUGCUAGGCAUUUUGAAAACAUUUUUGGCACAAACAGAAUUCUCCAAGGACAUUGGGGUAUAUACUAUCAUAUCUUCUCAAAAAUCUUUUACUCAUAUUAAUUUUUUUUAUUUUAUUUGUUUAUUUUGUUAAUUUGCUGAAUAACUUAAGUCUUCAAACUCUUGUAUUCUAUUGAGUUGGAUAUUUGCAGGCCAGAAAUCUUUCGUUCCAUUAUUUUAAAGUUGUGCAAUUUCCGAAUUACAUCUGAAAUGGUCAACCAUUUUUUGCCAUUGUACUCGGUUAUGGAUGUAUAUGAUUAUAUAGAACAUUAUUUGUCCUUUGUUAUUUCUCAUUGGAGUAUUAUAUUUGAUUUUUACAGUGCAUUCAAUUUUAAAGUAUUACAAAUUAUCUCCCUUUUGAUGAAUAUGCUUAGAGUUCGUGUUAUGAUGGUAGUAAAGACUAAUCAGCUCAAAGGCAGAAUUCUGUGUUUAGAGGUGUGGUGAGUGGGUGGGAGAGGGAGGGACAUGAUAUGUUUCCUGCUAAAUGUUACCUGAUAAAAUGUUUAAUAGAGUGAUUAUUUAGCAUGGAUAAUAUUUCUAUCACAUAAACAUGUUCUUGUUCUGAAAAUGGUUAAAAAAUUUCAUACUGUUCAUUGUAUAUUAUUAUUAUUGUAGCUGAUUUAGUGUAAUCUCAUACAUAGCUAUGCUGUUAAAAACAUGAUGUAAAAAUGUAUUUGAGUCAUUUUGAGGGAUGAUUAAUCUUGCCAAAUAGAAUGUAUACCUCAUAAAAGUUGAUCAUCCUCUUCUCAAUAGAUGACUUAAUAUUAUAUUCAGGUAUUAGCUUACAAUAUUAUUAUUAGCAUUUAGUUUAUAGAUUAUCCUUUUAAUUAUUUGCCAAUACAUGUACAUUUGUUAUCAUUACAUCUUAUUUUCUUUAUAUGAAAAAUGAUGCAUUUCUCAUGGAAAAUAAGGCUGUAGGAAACAUCAUAUAUAAUGAUGCAUUUCUCGUGGAAAAAAGGGCUGUAGGAAACGUCAUAUAUAACGAUGCAUUUCUCGUGGAAAAUAGGGCUGUAGGAAACAUCAUAUAUAACAAUGCAUUUCUGGUGGAAAAUAAGGCUGUAGGAAACAUCAUAUAUAACGAUGCAUUUCUCGUGGAAAAAAGGGCUGUAGGAAACGUCAUAUAUAACGAUGCAUUUCUCGUGGAAAAUAGGGCUGUAGGAAACAUCAUAUAUAACGAUGCAUUUCUCGUGGAAAAUAGGGCUGUAGGAAACAUCAUAUAUAACGAUGCAUUUCUGGUGGAAAAUAGGGCUGUAGGAAACAUCAUAUAUAACGAUGCAUUUCUCAUGGAAAAUAGGGCUGUAGGAAACAUCAUAUAUAACGAUGCAUUUCUUGUGGAAAAUAGGGCUGUAAGAAACAUCAUAUAUUCAUUCUUAUCUUGUACAGGGACUUCAAUCUGAUAUUAGUGUUUCUUUACAUAGGAAGAAAGGAAGACAUUUGCAAUCUCUAUAUAUUAUGAAUCUCCUAUUCCUUAUUAUAUGUGUUAAAUUUUUACAUAUAACUCCCAGAUAAACAAUUUUAUUCACAGUUAUGGAGACAUUUAGUGCUCUUAUUAUCAUCAUGCAACAUUAGGUUAUUAUUUAUUACGGAGUAAACAUUACAUUAUAACUUACAUUAUAAUUAUGAUUUUAAGUAUGAAGCAUUACCAUUAUAAGAUACAAAAGCUAGUCAUAGUAAGGUCCCUACCUAUACAGUAAUCACUUCUUUUGUCUUUCCAUACAGAUAUCUAUAUAUAAAUUGUAAUUCAAGUACUAAGUUGUUUUUUUUAAAGUUUACAUAUUUCAUAAAGUUCCUUUAAUUUUGAAGUACCUUGGAGGUCUAAUGGUAGCGUGCUGGCCUAAAGUGAGGAAGGUCGUGGAUUUAAUCCCCAGCCGGGUCAAACCAAAGACUUGAAAAUAGGUAUUUGAUGCUUCUUCACUAAGCAGGAGGAAGAGCAAAGAUUGGUCAGCCUGCAGUCAGAAUAAUAUGUCUAAGUAGGGUGCCAUGUCUACUGUUAUCUUGUGAAUACCACAUUAAACAUCCAGCUCAGCAUGUCUGUCUAGAACAAAGCAGGGUUCAUAUUCAAAAUACAUGAAUAUGUUCUCAUCCUGAAUAUGCAUUUAACUUGCCGUUGGAUGCUAAACAAUCAUUGAAAACUGUUAUAGAAAAAAUCUGACUGGGGCAAAAAUGUUUAGAAUAUUGAGCUCUACCAAUUGUCCAUAUAUGUCAAAACUGUCAGACGACUUCUUAUAGGUGUUAUUGCCCUUAAAUGACAAAUUUUACCUUUUUUUUUCAUUUUUGUCUACUAUUUGCCGAGAUAGUAAGUAGACUGUCACUCUUAAUAGGAGUGAUUGCCCUUAAAUGAGGAUUUUGUUUACCCUCUUUUGGGUCUUGAGCAAAAACUAAAGAAGAUAGAGAGAAACUAAACAGACUAAAUGAUCAGCAAUACAAGAUCAACAAAACAGAGAUUAUUGUCAUGAAUUCUAUUCUCGUCUACAAUGUUGGAGAGUGUCCUUUGUUGAAUAUGCACAUAGACAAAGGUGAGCGACACAGGCUCCUCUAGUUUUUUACCAACCAUAAAAGAGGAUUUCUUCUUUAAUUUUUUUCACUCACUAGUAACUAAAUUUUCAAGACCUAGUCUUACAAAAGGUGGCAAAGGAUUAAGAUGAAGUUAAAUAAUCACCCUUUUAUCAUUUUUUAAAGAAAAUAUUUUAAUUUAUACUGCAUUAUCUUCAUGUUAACUUGAAUUCAUGAAAUUGAAUUUAUUUUUUUCGAACAACAAAAAAAGCAGUCUUGAAUUUACAUACAUGAAUUACUUUUUUCAAUCGGAAUAUAGUCAUGAUUUUGCCAAUCUGGUACAUGUACCAAAAAAAGUCAUUGUAAUAUUUUUAUUUCUUAUUUAUUUUUUUAAUUUUUUAAAGGUUUUAUGUACUUUAUAUACAUAGUAAUAAUAUAUACUAAUGCUUUAUACUGUUAUACGUCUCUAUCCUUAAAGGUAUCUGUACCAUAUUUAAACAUGGUGGGAUUUUAAUUUCUAAAAUUUUUGAAAUCACACAAAAAAAUAUAUUCGUUAUUGCAAGUUUGCCAAGGGAAUCUACUGUAUAACAAAGUUAUGUUGUAUUUUUUUUUUUUACCAAUCACAUGAUUAAUUAAGGUAAUGAUUCCUUAAGUGAUAGAGUAUUAACUUCUUAUUAAUAAUUGUUUUAAAAAAAAUUACUAGUUAUGUCUGUUACAGCUUAAGAAUUUUAUUCUAAUGAAUAAAAUAAUGUUUUUAAA